Messenger RNA from Lasiosphaeria miniovina, 693 nucleotides. Its product is annotated as kinase-like domain-containing protein. NCBI's taxonomy places the organism in Eukaryota, Fungi, Ascomycota, Sordariomycetes, Sordariales, Lasiosphaeriaceae. The coding region runs from base 1 to 693 and encodes 230 amino acids. The record is from RefSeq and is a predicted model, not a curated record. The transcript has 5 exons. Gene Ontology annotation, biological process: peptidyl-serine phosphorylation; peptidyl-threonine phosphorylation. Gene Ontology annotation, molecular function: protein serine/threonine kinase activity; ATP binding.
AUGGUUUUACAAGGCUUGGACUAUCUGCACACAGAGUGCCACGUCAUUCACGCUGACUUGAAGCCUGACAAUGUCAUGGUCAAAGUCGAAGACCCCUCCAUCCUGGAACGCGACGCUCGAGAUGAGCACGACCACCCGCUGCCGCAAAAGCACAUACACGGGCGCGCCAUUUAUCUUUCUCGGAACAACUAUGCCCAGCCAUCUGUGGCGACUGGCGUUGUGCAAAUCACCGAUUUUGACCUCUCCGCCGAGACAUACCGAGCGCCCGAGGUGGUACUCGAUGCCGGCUAUGGGUAUAGCGCCGACGUGUGGAGCCUUGGUGUCAUGCUUUGGGGUUCAUUAGAGGGCACCAAGCUGUUUGAGUACCCGUCUCGAGACCAACCAAUCAGCGAGUACGAUGACCAGACACACCUGACCCAUAUCACUGCUCUCUUGGGCCCAGCGCCCAGUGAUCUGCUAGCUGCUGGUAGACGGACGUCAAAGUUUCACACCCCAGACGGUAACCUCAAAAACCCCAAGCUCAUCCCUGCAGCCUUUUCAUUCGAAAAUACCUUAAACCACGUUAGCGGCGAGGGAAAACGCAGGUUCAUCGACUUUGUCCGGAAAAUGAUAGCUUGGCGCCCCGAAGACCGAAUGACGGCGAGGGAACUGCUCAAGGAUCCAUGGUUGCAUAAGGAUUUCCCCCAGGGCUAA